Messenger RNA from Ciona intestinalis (vase tunicate), 5981 nucleotides. Lineage: Eukaryota; Metazoa; Chordata; Ascidiacea; Phlebobranchia; Cionidae. The record is from RefSeq and is a predicted model, not a curated record.
GUUUGACUUAAAAUCGAUUCAUUAUAAUGAUAUCGUAACCGUUUUACAGACGUGAGUUAAGUCUAGUAAGACAACAUGUCGUUUGUCCCACGUCUCUUAUGGGCACGAACUCAUGACUUAUUGAAGAAGCCAAUCAUCACAAGAGUAAGAGGAUAUGCUGAUUGGAUCAAACCAAACUUUGCAGGGGGGCCAGCUAAACCACAUGAAUGGAGCAAGUUUGUGAGACAGUCGUUGUACACAGAUGGAGAAAAAAUUGUCGCAUUUGGAUUGAUUGGGCUCACUCCCAUAUUUCUGUGGUAUGCCUGGUUCCACACAGACAGUUACCAAAGAAGAAGAAAGACUUGUCAUCAAAGGCUUAAUACUGAAGUUUAUUACCCAAGUGUGAAACGUGAUGAGUCUUGAUUGAUCAAAUUUUGUUUUCAUUCUCUUUAUUUCAUAAAACAAAAAUUGAUGUGUUCAAAAUUCAAUAAAGGUUAUAUCAGUACAUUUGUUCUUGGUUUGGUUUUCCCCAAAGAGAGUUUUUAGCCUUUUAUUAAGAAGUUUAUAAUGCAGGCUAUGGUUCCUUUCCGAUUAUUGUUAAAACAUAGCAUAUUAAUUGUGCUUCUGCUAAAACACUUUACAAACGCAAAUAUUGUCCCCGAUAAAUAGUCGUCACGCUGUAGUGAGUUUGGUUGUCCCAGUAAUUUCCAACGCUUAGUUGGUUCGCCGGUGCUGAGUAAACACGUUCAAAAUAAUUUCUUGGUCGCGUUUGAGCAGUUUUUAAGCUGUAAACGCUGCAACAGAAUGAAUUCGGACGUGUCUUACCUGAAACAUAUAAUACCGAAUCAUGGAAAAUCUUUUAAUAUCGGCACAGUGGUUUUACCAACGGCGUCAAUGCAGAGAAUCGUAACUUCAAUUGCUACGAAGGUGACACAGCUCUUGAUUGGUUCAUAUUCAAAUAAAACAACAUUUAGCCAUCACUCAAAUUCAGAAGAUCCAAGUUCUGCAGAUACUGUUGUAUAUGCAAAAGAAACACUUACAGCUUUGCAGAAACUUGUUCAGGUGACAAAUAAAACAACCGAAAAGGUUUAUGGAGGUGACCAUGGUGUGUUGGAAGAAAUAGAUCAGGCUGGUCAGAACUUGUUAAUUGCUGGGGAGAAAAUGCUUUUAACUUGCCAAGUUCCUACUUUUCUCUCAGAAAACUCUUCCAAUCCUCAGUUAAGCAUAACUGAUUCUGUAACAAAGUGCUUUCAGUGUCUAGUGAUCCUACUGCUAUGUGUUGAUAAUGCUGCUGUGAGGAAAAUCAUUCACAAGUCAAAUGAAACCAAUAUAUUGCUGCAUAACCUUGCUGCUGCUAAAUCAAUGGAACAACUAGUUGAAAACUUCGAAAAAUUUUCUUCUUCUGUUGUCGAACUACAUGCUGCUGCAAACAAACGAUGUUCUGAUCUUGUUUCUUCUAAAUCCCGAACAAAAAUGCAACGUUCUGUAUCUGCAUUGAAGCAUUCCAUGCCCAUGCUUGCUACAGCACUUAACAUGGCUAUCAAGUACCCACAUAAUGAUGAAGCUGUUUCUGCAAAGGAAUUUGCAGUUGUUCAGGUUCGCAAAAGUAUCCAUGAUAUAGUGGAGAUAAUAAAAGCAAGGCCUGGCCAUGUUUUAUCUGAGGGGGAAGAAAUUGGUUUGUUUAUUGCUCACGUACAAUCACUUGACAAAAUGCUUCGACCUGAGAACAGGAAUGAGUUAGUCUGCCUUGAGCUGGAAACCACUGUUCAAUCUUUGGUCCAUCAUAUUAUGCUACUAUCUUCAUAUUUAGUGCAAUUUCCAGAACUUUGUAAAAGCUCUGAUCACCUUGUUGAAGAAAGUAAGAAGUUUAUUGAAUUGAGUUGUGUAGUCAGCAAGCUCUCAUCUUCCCUUUCGUCAAGUUUUGCAUCCGAUGUUAGUGAAGAGGAUUCUUCCGAGUUUGGAGCAGUUUGUCGGAUCGUGAGGGGGAAGUUGAAAAGCUUGAGAAGAUCUGUGGAGUCCUCUGUAUCCUCCUUGUGUGUACUUGCAUUCGCAAUGACCACAGAACCUGUUCAAAAGCUGGUUCAAGUGUUGACCGAAAAUAGGGGUUGGGGAUUUGAUCUAAAAACACUGGAGGCAUCACUGAAAGCUUUUAAUGUUCAUUGUAAUGAAGUUAUGGAAGCUGCAAAGUUUGCUAGCUUUUCCGCAUCAAGUGCUUAUUUAUAUCAGCAGCUACAACAUGCAGUUUCUUCAUUUGAGAUGGCAACUGAAAAAUUGACUUCUCUGAUACAUGAUCGGAAGAGGGACAAUGUUGGUGAAACCAUCACCUCACUUGAAGCAGACUGGAUUGAAGCCGUGAAAUUUGUAGUCAAAUCAUGCGCAAAAGCACUCAGUCUUACUGAACUCACAAACUCUAUAGAAAACAAUGUGUUCAGGGAUUUUGACAGGUGUAAUGAAGACAUUGUGAACUUAGAUGAUAUAAUGUUGUCCAAGCAUGCUAUUUUUAUCACUGGCAAGUCUAAGUUUCUUCUGUUAGUUGCCCAAUCUGUUGUGGAAGACAGCACCAAACCUUUGUAUAGAAACGGUGUACUUGCACAUGUUAAACAACUGGGAGAGGGCAUUGCUCAAUUCACAGCAAGCAGCAAUCAACUUAUUGUAGAUAUGGCUUGUCUAUCUUCUCAAGAGGCAUUCCUGGCUUCAGCAUCUGUGUUAAAAUCACGUAUUUCUGCCACGAAAAUUGCGCUUUUAACUGAAACUAACCACCCCGAUAUAACAAGCUAUGAUAGAUUGGGACUCAGAGAUUUUUCAAACAAAUCUGAUUUGUGCGGAAUGAUUAGCAACAUGCACAUGCUCAACAGUAAACUGGCAGCACUGGGUUUUGAAGCAGAGACUUCCCCAAUAAGAUUCACGAAUGAUCAAACAGAAAGAGAUUCAUCUUUUCAUGAUGUUGAUGACCUGCUUGCAACUUCUGGGCCUGAUGUAGAUAUACCAACUGCUAAAGCCAAAGAAUCAACUGACCUUGUUUCAUUUGGUAAUGGAUUGCUACCUUUAGCUGAGGAUUUGUUAACUCAAUAUAAGAAAGAUGAUAAACAUACAGAUAUUUUAAAACAGCUAGAAGCAAUGCAUCAAGUUCUUGAUGAAAUUGCUUCAUCUUCAGCAUCUUGUUCCCAAGCUUCUACAUUACAAGUUGAAAACCCGGAAAAAUCACCUUCUUUUACAGAUGAUUCCACUCCAAGCAGUACACCUCUACAUAAAGCCAUACUGCUAUGGAAGGAAUCUCUUAAUGAAUCACUAAGCAUUAUCCAAGUCCACUUUGACCUAAAUGAAGGUGACAGUGUUGACAAAUCAAGUUUAUCUUCCCCAUGUUUUGCUUGGUCUAAUGCUGCUCAUGCAAUACUUGGGGCAGCACUGAAAAUUUUCCCACUUCAAGCUACUUUCUUCAAGCGUUAUUUCUCACUUUCUGGAGAUGUAACUUGUGAUACAAUCAAAGAAAACAAGACCCCACUACUUAAGCCUAACGAAGGGUUAGUAAUGUUCACACGUACCACUGAAACGCUAAGAGUUCUCCUCAACGACGUAGUGUAUCUUUACAACAAGGCAAACGCAAAAAGUUUUCCCCACAAUUCUGAUUGUGAAUCCACAUCAAGUGAGGUUGGUGAUAAAGUGCAGAAACUCCUCACAGAAUGCAGGAAUGUUUCAUCUGAUGUUACAGCUACCAGAAAGGAUCUGCAAAAAAGGAUUGAGAAAACAGACCUCGAACAUGCAACUAAUCAAGUUGAAAUUUCUUGGAUUCAUGUUUUGUGUGUUGCCUGCUCUGCAAAAUUGCACAAGUUAUCAUCGCAAGUUGACACAGUCACAUACAUGGUGCUUGGGAUUCGUAAAAUAGAUCUUCCUAUCUCGAACCUGUGUAGUAGCGAUAGUGAAGAUUAUCGAAGGAAGAUCCACAGUUUAAAGAACUCAACAUUGAGGAAGACGGACCAAGUGAUGAAUUCUUCUUCUUUGGAACCAGAUGAAUUAUCCAAGCUUCGUAAAGUUGUUAGCAGAAUAGAAAUAACAUGUUCAAGCAUCGAGAAAGGUUUGGAGUUUCUUGAAAAUCAACGAGGGGAAAAACUAUCUAACACUGAAUUACGUGCAAAGAAUGCAUUUGUGCUGAGUCAUGUUAUGUUCUUGCAUCAGCGAUUUCUGUUGGAAGUUUCAAGACUUUCACUCGUAGUAAAAAGUCUUAACAAAAUUGCGAAAACAUCAAAAGAAAGAACAGAUUCAGUCAAGGCGGACAAGCAAACGUCAUCUGGGGUUUCCCCUUCAGUGAUACAAGAAAAUAUUGGUGGAGCAUCAUUUGAGCAACGACUUGCUGUGUUGACAAGAGAGAGAAAAGAUAGGGAGAAAGAUUUGUUUCUUCUUUUAUCUGAUAUUGAUAAUGAGGUUUCACCAGCAAGCACCACUCAAAAUCUAAUUCAAGAAGCAAAACCGCUCGAGACAGAAAAAGAAUCUUGCCCUAAUGAAAGUGAAUGCUGAUAUAUAACCAUGAUAUCAUGUUUUAUGUUUCUAAACUUGUAUGGGUGAGGUCCUACAGUGAGACACGCCAGGGGUCUUGGGAUUUAGGCCUUAGUUUUUUUAUUAUACUGGUGGUUUAAAUUACAAUAUAUAGUAUGCUAUAUCAUGUUAAUGCUUUUAAAUUUUUUAAUCUGUUUGUUGCUAAAGCUGUUGUAGUAUUUUAAUUCUCUUAAAUAUAUUGUUUUUGUACUGUGACCUUAAAUCGCCUUUAAUUUGCACACAUCAUAUGUAUCAUUAUGUAUUCAAUUUAUCAUGUUAGUUGUUGUAUCUUACUAUCUUUAUAGUGCACUGAACUUCAUUUCGUACUUUUACACAUCAAAUAUAUAUAAGCCUGGUGAAUUUGAAAUGACGUAUGCAUGUAAACAGAUUAUAUGACCCAGUUAUCUUGCAUUAGUAAUCUAUUAAUGCCUUGUUUACUGGCUGGGUUCGAUGUCGCGUUUGCUCAGUUGAGAAAUGCAAGUUCAGCUAUAACUGCACAUCACUGUACGCCCGCCAGUCUCACCGCAAUAGCAGAUGCAGUUACACAUAUAACUAACAGGAGUUCUGUUAUCAUUCAGCGUAUGGUUCUAUAGAUCGUCUAUUAACUUUCUUAGACAGUUGAGCAGUCUGUGCUGAACGGACCUCAUGAAUAUUGUAAAGAAUGUGUUUCUUCUGAUUGGAUUCAUAUCCGCUGCUGGAGGUGCCAACUUGGAAAGCGUGUACCCAUCCUAUGCUGCUCAUGCCACGCCGUUCUUUAACCACCUGGACCGGAAUUCUGAUGGACUUUUAACAGCAGAUGAAGCAGCUGGUAGACUGCGAGUAUUCUUGACCACACAGAAUGGUAUUUUACCCCAAAUCGAGGAAUAUGACUGGGAUAACCUUCCUGAGUUCGUAAUGCCGAAUGUCGAGGGAUUUCCAAUUAUGUUAGAGGAGUUCGACAGCAACCUGGACGGAAUGCUCUCCAAAGAAGAAAUGACGACGGUCACGAAAGAUGCCGUUGUUGUAUUUUAUUGGCGAGUCGACCACACUCACACUAAAAUAUUGGUCGGUUGUGACAUCGUCAGGAACCGGUUAUUGGACAUGCAGCAAAUAUUCAACUUCGCAACUUCGCUCAUUCGUACUAUUUACGCCAAACUAACCUCGUUUUUCUAAGCUGCAAUUAAUAACAGAGCAAUGUCGUGUUUACGUAUCACUAUGUAGAUUUAAUAUAUAUAUCAGCUGUACAGAUUGUUGUAUAGUAGAUUGGAGGAAGAUGAGACCCCUUUUAUUCGAUUUUCUCGUUCCAUUUUGUAGUAAACAAAGAACAUUUAGAAAGUUAUAAAAAAUUGUAUCUUCACGACUUACAUAGACCAUCCUUAAUUGUUAAAAACAUUUUUAGAUACUCUAUGCGAAAAGUGUCCUGUCUUCCCCCACCCUGCUAUAUUGUGUUUUUGUUUAAGCUUUUUUCCGAAAUAAAUGUUGAUUAAUAUUUA